AUGAGCGAAAGAAACGCUUCCGUUCCGGAGAACAACCCGGAGAACAAUCCGGGUACCCCUCCCCGCAGUCCCCAGGCGGCGCCGCCCAACCGAUUCGGUCCCCUCGACCCCCUCGACCCCCUCAACGAACAAGACGCCUACGACAUGACGCCUCCCUCCUCCCCUCCUCCCCCCUACUCCCCCGCUCCACCCCCAUACGUCCUCUGCACCUGCAGCUCGUGGGAAACCCCCAACACCCUCGAAAUUCUCGGUUUCAACCCCGCCCUCUGCCACGAAAUCUGGCGCAAAUGGCAGCUACACAAGCGCCGAAACCCCGAGAUUUACCAGAACUUGGAUGCGCAGUCGCUCCUCUACUGCUAUUUCUCCUUCACCUUCCAAGCCACCCAGCUCCCGUUCGUAUUCCCCGGGUACGAUCCUCGUCAUUAUCACGCGGAGAUGUGUGUGUAUUUGCAGAGGUGGGGAAUCCGUUGUAAUCCGUAUUGUACACGAGUAUGGAACGAAGAGGAGAGAAGAGCGAUAUGUGUUGAUGCAGCGGCAAGGUGGGUGGUUCUGAGUUUGAGCGAAUACUGCUUGGGUCACCCACCACCGAGAUUUGUUUGGGGUGAUAUGGAUCUUCGCCGACUUCAAAGCUUGUGGUGGAUGACGAGUGCUGCGAGAGCAGUACUCUGA
Botrytis porri is the source of this 669-nucleotide messenger RNA. RefSeq lists its product as uncharacterized. The transcript has a single exon. Lineage: Eukaryota; Fungi; Ascomycota; Leotiomycetes; Helotiales; Sclerotiniaceae. The coding region runs from base 1 to 669 and encodes 222 amino acids. The record is from RefSeq and is a predicted model, not a curated record.